AUGGCGCUGGGCUGGCCGGACGCGGAGGCGGAGGCGGAGGCGGAGGCCGAGGCGCUGGCGCGGGGCGGCGCCCUGGAGGCGUUCGGCGAGGGCGAGGAGGCGCGCGCGCUGCUCGGCCGCCUGCCCGCCGUGCUCGGGGCGCGCGGGGCCCGCGAGGCGCUGCUGGAGCGCUUCCGAGUGAUCAUGGACCAGUACCAGGAGCAGCCGCACCUGCUGGACCCGCACCUGGAAUGGAUGAUGAACAUUUUAUUGGAUUUCGUGAGAGAUAAGUCAUCUCCAGCUGACCUUGUACAUCUGGCUUUUAAAUUUCUUUAUAUCAUCACCAAGGUCCGAGGAUAUAAAACAUUUCUGCGUUUAUUUCCUCAUGAAGUAGCUGAUGUGCACCCUAUUUUAGAUAUGUUUGCAGAUCAGAACCCCAAGGACCAUGAGACAUGGGAGACACGCUACAUGCUUUUGCUGUGGCUCUCUAUGAUCUGCCUGAUUCCUUUUGAUUUUUCACGUCUUGAUGGGAACCUUACUCAACCUGGACAGUCUCGGAUGUCCACCAUGGACCAAAUUCUCCAAAUAGCAGAGUCCUAUUUGCUGGUCAGUGACAAGGCCCGUGAUGCAGCUGCUGUUCUUGUGUCCAAGUUUAUUACACGGCCUGAUGUGAAGCAGAAGAAGAUGGCGCACUUCCUGGACUGGAGUUUGUGUACAUUGGCCCGCUCUUCCUUCCAGACUAUGGAGGGUGUCAUCGCCAUGGAUGGGAUGUUGCAGGCUCUGGCACAAAUAUUCAAGCACGGAAAACGUGAAGACUGUUUGCCUUCUGCUGCCAUUGUGCUCCGCUGCCUAGACGGCUGCAGGCUCCCUGAGAGCAAUCAGACGCUGCUCCGGAAACUGGGGGUGAAGCUUGUGCAGCGCCUGGGCCUCACCUUCCUGAGACCCAGGGUGGCCAAGUGGAGGUACCAGCGUGGAUGCCGCUUGUUGGCUGCCAACCUGCAGCUACCCAGCCAGAGUCAGAACGAUCUGGGGCUGGCACAGACUCCAGAGGAGCCCAAGGUGGAGGAGGAGGAUGACAGUGAUGUCCCUGAGGAGGUGGAGAGUGUGAUCGAGCAGCUGCUGGGCGGGCUGAAGGACAAGGAUACUAUCGUGCGGUGGUCUGCGGCUAAAGGGAUCGGCCGGAUCGCGGGAAGGCUGCCCAGAGAGCUGGCAGAUGACGUGGUGGGGUCUGUGCUGGAUUGCUUCAGUUUCCAGGAGACCGACAGUGCCUGGCAUGGUGGGUGUCUGGCGUUGGCAGAACUGGGCAGAAGAGGCCUGUUGCUCCCGUCGCGCCUCGUGGAUGUGGUGGCCGUGAUCCUCAGGGCACUGACCUACGACGAGAAGCGGGGCUCCUGCAGUGUGGGUGCCAAUGUCCGUGAUGCUGCCUGCUACGUGUGCUGGGCUUUCGCACGUGCCUACGAGCCGCAGGAGCUGAAGCCCUUUGUGGCCUCCAUUUCCAGUGCUCUGGUGGUCGCUGCUGUGUUUGACCGGAACAUAAACUGCCGGAGAGCCGCCUCCGCUGCUUUCCAGGAGAAUGUGGGGAGACAGGGCACCUUCCCCCACGGGAUCGACAUUUUAACCGCAGCCGACUACUUUGCUGUUGGUAACAUUUCCAACUGUUUCCUCACGAUCAGCACGUACAUCGCCAGCUUUCCGGAGUACACACGGCCCCUGAUAGACCACCUGGUGGAUAGGAAGAUCGGCCACUGGGACCGGGUCAUCAGGGAGCUGUCAGCGAAGGCCCUGCGUAACCUCACCCAGCGAGCACCUGGGUACAUGGCAGCUCACGUCCUCCCACAGCUGCUGUCCAUGGCUCAGAGUUCUGACUUGCAUGAGCGGCAUGGGGCGGUGCUCGCCUGUGCUGAGGUCACCCACAGUCUUCACAGCCUUGCGAAGGAGGAGCGCAGGUCCAUCACUGACUACCUGGAUGUAGAGGCCCUGCAAGGCCUGAAGCAGAUCCAUCAGCAGUUCCACGAGCGCCACUUAUACAGGGGCCUUGGAGGAGAGCUCAUGAGACAAGCAGUGUGCUCUCUGAUAGAGAACCUGUCACUGGCCCGGAUGCCCUUCAGAGGUGACCCCAUCAUCGAGGGCUGGCAGUGGCUCAUCAGUGACACACUGCGGAGCCUCUAUCUCUUCUCCAGCUCCUCCAGGCAGAGCAUCAAGGAUGCUGCUGUCUCAGCCUUAGCCGCCCUCUGCAGCGCCUACUACCGGGAGGAGCCUGGGACUGAGACCCUGGCCACACAUGGGGAGUUGGUUCAGCAGUUUAUCACCGAGCUCCAGCACCCGGAGGAGAUGACGCGCUGCGGCUUCUCACUGGCCUUGGGCGCCUUGCCAGGCUUCCUGCUGAAGGGCCGGCUCCAGCAGGUUCUCAAAGGCUUAGCAGCCGUCACCCACAUUUCUCCCCAGGAUGUGAGCUUUGCGGAGGCGAGACAGGAUGCCCUGAAGGCCAUCAGCAGGAUCUGCCAGGCGGUGGGGGUGUGCGCCCAGGGGUUGCCGGACGAGACUGUGUGCGAGGGGAACGUGGCGCAGGUGUACGACACGCUGUUCGCCUGCAUGCAGGACUACACCACCGACAGCCGCGGCGACGUGGGCGCCUGUGUCCGCAAGGCCGCCAUGACCAGCCUGAUGGAGCUGACACUGAUGCUGGCUCGAAAGGAGCCCGGCCUGCUGGACGUUGGCGUAUGCGAGCGAGUCAUGUGCUGCGUCGCCCAGCAGGCGAGUGAAAAGAUCGACCGGUUCCGAGCACACGCGGCCAGUGUGUUUAUGACGCUGCUUUACCCCGAAGGUCCCCCAGUACCUCACGUGCCCCACCGAGAGGAGCUGGAAAAGCUCUUUCCUAGAGAAGAGAUCGCCUCAGUGAACUGGGCCGCACCCUCUCAGGCCUUCCCGCUCAUCACUCGGCUGCUGGGGCUGCCUUCGUACCGCUACCAUGUCCUGCAGGGGCUGGUGGUAUCAGUGGGCGGCCUGACCGCAUCCACGGUCAGAUUCUCCACCCAGAGCCUCUUUGCGUUCAUGGAAGGGAUUCAGGGUGACCCUCAGGCCCUGGAGCAGUUUGGACGGAUGCUUCUGCAGGUGUUUGAGGACAACCUUCUCAAUGACAGGGUGUCAGUGCCUCUCCUGAAGACACUCGACCAGAUGCUGGCCAACGGGUGCUUCGACAUCCUUGCUGUGGAGCCAGAUCACCCCUUCUGUGUGAAGCUGUUGGAGCUCUGCAGGGAGGAGAUCAAGAAGUCCAGAGAUGUCCAGAAGCUGCUGUCAAGUGUCGCGGUGUUCUGUGGAAUGGUGCAGUUUCCGGGCGAGGUGAGGAAGAAGGUGUUUCUGCAGCUGUUCUUGCUCCUUUGCCACCCCUUUCCCAUGAUCCGGAAGACCACGGCCAGCCAGCUGUAUGAGACGAUGCUCACCUAUGCCGAUGUUGUGGGUGCCGGCAUCCUCGACCAGGUCCUGGCUGUGCUCGGCGACACGGCCUGGGAUGCAGAGCUCCCAACGGUGAGGGCCCAGCGGAACCGGCUCUGUGAUCUCCUGGAUGUGCCCAGACCUCAGCUGGUAUCCAAGCUUGUUUCUCCGCCGUGACCUGGGACAGACUUGUCACCCUCGGCUGCCCUCCAGCGUGGGCCAUCUCUCCACUGGCUGACCCAUCCCGUCAGCAGAGCCCACCAUCCCCAUCGGACCCUCAUCCAUCUAACUACCUGCUCUCUUCAGGCAGCUUUGUGUCCAUCCUGGGCUGGCUGUGGCUGCAGGCCCACGACCCCAGUGGUCAUUUCGUAUCCAGGGAGCAGCUGGGUCCUGUAGCUCCUGCAGUUGAACCCUGCACCCUGCCAGGCUGGCCACGCUGCUCCCAGGCUGCCCUCCUGCUGGCUAUGGUACUGGAGAUGUUGGGGUGUAUGGCCU
Suncus etruscus (white-toothed pygmy shrew) is the source of this 3906-nucleotide messenger RNA. RefSeq names its product tubulin folding cofactor D (gene TBCD). The record is from RefSeq and is a predicted model, not a curated record. The transcript has 39 exons. The coding region runs from base 1 to 3588 and encodes 1195 amino acids. Gene Ontology annotation, cellular component: lateral plasma membrane. Lineage: Eukaryota; Metazoa; Chordata; Mammalia; Eulipotyphla; Soricidae. Gene Ontology annotation, biological process: bicellular tight junction assembly; adherens junction assembly; tubulin complex assembly. Gene Ontology annotation, molecular function: GTPase activator activity; beta-tubulin binding.